Cyphellophora attinorum is the source of this 918-nucleotide messenger RNA. RefSeq names its product Chaperone protein DnaJ. The transcript has a single exon. NCBI's taxonomy places the organism in Eukaryota, Fungi, Ascomycota, Eurotiomycetes, Chaetothyriales, Cyphellophoraceae. The coding region runs from base 1 to 918 and encodes 305 amino acids. The record is from RefSeq and is a predicted model, not a curated record.
AUGAAGGAACUUUCCCAACCACCGCAUCAAAUCCUCGGUGUCAGACGCGAUGCGUCGCGCGAAGAGGUCAAGAGAAGGUACCACCAACUCGCACGGCAAUAUCACCCAGACAAGAAUAUCCAUCGGCAGGUAUGGGCAGAUAUAAUGUUCAAAGAGCUUAAACAAGCGUACGAGAUCAUGACGGACCACACCGAGUACCAAAAGUAUAUGAAAAGGUUCGGGAAGCCGAAGCGGAAUUCGCCCAAUGACAGUCCUUCAGGAGGAUAUGCUAGCUUCGAGAUCUGGGAGGAUGCUCCUUCCGAGGCGUACAGGAGUACACCCGAUGAUUUCACCGUUCAUCGUGGCAAAAGGAUGAAAAAGACCCGGGCGGGAUGGAUGGAGUGCCCUGACAAUACUGAGAGUAACGCGCCAUCUAAGAGCCCGCCUUUCGUGCCACAUCGCGACACUAAUGUGCCGCUAACACUGGAACGAGCAACAGAGAGGAUCCUUUCCAUAUCCAGUGGCUGGGACUGCGGCAUCUCCGUGCUCGAGUCUCUCUACGCCGAGCCAGAAGUUUCACUACUGCCGUCCCUGAAAGCAGCGAAGGCCCGGACAUUGGCACUGAUGUAUUCGUUGCAGCGUUUAAAACCCCAGUCGAAUGAACCCCGAGGCGGACGGCACGCCGGCAUGUGGGAGGCAACAGCUCUAGAGCUUGAUUCAAUCAAUGAACUAAAUGACUUCCUGGAGAAGUACCGGCAGCGUCUCGAAGAGAUAUUCGCGGCUGUCUGUCCACGGUGUCGUGCAAAACGCGAGGGCGAGAGCUUACGGUGGUCGCAAGAACAUCGGGAGAUGCUGCCCGGGUUGAUUUCGAGUUUUGAAGUCGAAGUCGAAGCACAGAUUCAGAGAUGUUCGGCGGCGCUACCCUUGAUCUUGGACUGA